Molecule: messenger RNA, 3601 nt
Organism: Miniopterus natalensis
Lineage: Eukaryota; Metazoa; Chordata; Mammalia; Chiroptera; Miniopteridae
Source: RefSeq, a predicted model, not a curated record
UAUAUUCUGAAAGGGAAUGUUAUUUUACAUAGUCAAAAUUUAUUUGCUUUCUUAACUUUAGGUUGCUAUGGGUAGAACAGACAUUGAAGACUUAGACCUCUAUGCUACAUCUCGGGAAAGGAGAUUUCGUUUGUUUGCUUCUAUAGAAUGUGAAGGGCAGUUAUUCAUGACUCCAUAUGACUUUAUUUUGGCUGUUACAACAGAUGAACCCAAACUUGCUAAAACAUGGAAGUCACUCUCCAAACCGGAAUUAAAUCAGAUGCUCUCAGAAACACCACCAGUUUGGAAAGGAUCAUCAAAGCUAUUUCGAAAUCUUAAAGAAAGAGGUGUGAUUUCUUACACAGAAUAUCUUUUUCUUUUGUGUAUUUUAACAAAGCCACAUGCAGGUUUUAGAAUAGCUUUCAACAUGUUUGACACUGAUGGCAAUGAGAUGGUGGACAAAAAGGAGUUUUUGGUGCUUCAAGAGAUAUUCAGGAAAAAAAAUGAAAAGAGAGAAACUAAAGGAGAUGAAGAAAAGCGUGCACUGCUGCGUCUUCAACUGUAUGGAUACCAUUCACCUACUAAUAGUGUACUUAAAACAGAUGCCGAGGAACUUGUCUCCAGAAGCUAUUGGGAUACACUGAGACGGAACACAAGCCAAGCACUCUUCUCAGACCUUGCAGAGCGUGUUGAUGACAUUACGAGCUUAGUAACAGAUACUACACUUCUUGUACACUUUUUUGGAAAGAAAGGCAAAGCUGAGCUCAACUUUGAAGAUUUUUACAGAUUCAUGGAUAACCUGCAAACAGAAGUUCUGGAAAUAGAAUUCCUUUCCUAUUCUAACGGGAUGAAUACCAUCAGCGAAGAAGAUUUUGCUCAUAUUCUCCUACGAUAUACGAAUGUGGAAAAUACGUCGGUAUUUUUGGAAAAUGUGCGUUACAGUAUAGCUGAAGAAAAGGGCAUCACAUUUGAUGAAUUCAGGUCAUUUUUCCAGUUUUUGAACAACCUAGAAGAUUUUGCAAUAGCCUUGAAUAUGUAUAACUUUGCAAGCCGUUCUAUAGGGCAAGAUGAAUUUAAGCGUGCGGUCUAUGUGGCUACUGGCCUCAAACUUUCACCACAUUUAGUGAACACAGUCUUCAAGAUUUUUGACGUUGACAAAGAUGAUCAAUUAAGUUAUAAAGAAUUUAUUGGAAUUAUGAAAGACAGACUCCAUAGAGGAUUCCGGGGUUAUAAAACAGUUCAGAAGUAUCCCACUUUCAAAUCCUGCCUGAAGAAGGAACUUCAUAGCAGAUAAGUACACGAAAAACAAAGUUUAAAGGAUUAUCUACAUGACAAAUGUAAGAAGCAAUAAUUUCAGAGAACAGAAGCAGAUCUGAGGUCAGAACUUGCAGAAAUGAAGGAAAAGGUGAAAUGCAAAUUCAGUUUUUUUCUUGAACUGAGUUCUUCAGCAUAAGACGGAUAAAAUGCGUCUUUUUACUAAGGACAGAUGCCAUGUGCUAGCAGGCAGGGCUUUUGCCUCGGUGCCCUGACCUCUGCACUCCCUCAUUCCUUUCAGAAGGAGAGAGAUGCUUCCCAUGACCGUAUAAGAAUGUAUUUUAAAUAUUUAAAAACUUAUUAGAAAUCUACCUAACUUCAAAUAUUGUACAUCUCUUGGAAUCUAGAUCACUUAAAAAUGAACAAUGACAUUUUCUUUGGUUUUAGACUGUGAACUUACUUUAAGAAAAUGAAUAUUCCUUAAGAUUGUCUUAGGGCCUUAGAAUCGUUGAUAAGCACCUAUUAUCUAGUUUUUAGUGAUAUUGAAAGUGUUUUGAAAAACAAAUAGAAAGUAACAUACUGUACAAUAUGAUGGUUUACAUUGUACUUUUAACUUUUAAAAGUACUAAAUUAACAUGCAUUGUUUUAGUCAUAUAAAGUUUUUUUUUAAGUUUUUGUUCAUUUACCAAGUCAACAGAAUGUCUGGUGUUCUUUUAUGUGUACAGUAAAGAAAUCGAAGAUACAGAUUUUUUUUUCUCAAAAAGUCAUAUAUUGAUGGUAGAAUAGUGGUAGUUGUAGCAUUAGUCACCGUCCCUGUCAAUAUUGUUUUAACAUGAUGCUGCUUCUGAUUGUAGAAGGUAUAUGUUAAUAACACUAGUAAAAAUAAUAUCUUACAACUCUAUAACUUAUUGUGCAUUGUUAGUAAAUGUCUAUAGCAUCAAAAUGAAUAUGUAAAAGACUAAUAUAAAGUGGCUUAAAGAUUUAUGUAAAUAUUAGGUAGAAGUUAAUACAUUGUUUCUUGGAAAAGGACCACUUGGAAAAGUGAUACCAAAUAGUCAAUGAAUAAUUUAAUAUAAUUCAUUAUUUCAGAAUAUGUCUUAAAAGAGAAAAUAAAUACUUUCUAUUAAAAAACAACAAAAUUAGAUUUUCACAUGGAGAAAAUUUGGUAGUACUUUAAUGGAAAUCUGUUCAAUUGAAAAGUUUAGUUUAUAAAAGGAUACUAUACAAGUGUAGAACAGUGAAUUUAAAUUAAUAUGUUAAUGUAUUAUAUGUAGAAAUGUUCAUUUAUCUUUUUUUCAAGAUGUAUUUAAUGUAAAUUGCACACACUCCAGCUUUUACCUUGCUUUUGCUUAUGAAAAUAGGGAAUACUGACUUUGUUUUUAUAAGUUAUUAAAUGUGAAAUUGAUAGCUGUCCAUAAGCCUGUUUAUAAAAGUAGUGUUAUUUCCAAGAAAAUGUUAUUAGCAUUGAGUAUUUGACUUUUUACAUUCUUUAUCUGAUAUUAUUUAUUACAUUGAUAUAGAAAUGUGAUUCAUAAAUGUGAGGAUUCUAUGUAGUAUAGUAAUUUAAUUUCACCUGCUUUCAAGGUUGAUUCAAUUGAUUGACUAAAUGAAAAUGCCUGUCCACUCAUUUGACAUAGCCAGGCCUAUGUUACCUUACCUGAAUCUUCUCAACAUUAUUUGCUAUCUAAAAUAAUUGAAAAAGUGCAACUUUUAUCUUUGACUAUAAGUUAUAUUAUCCUGCAUACAUGCAAAAAUUGCUAUUUAGAACAGUCCUAUAAAUGUAUAUUAAAAACUAAAUUAUCUCAUUAAAAUUAUUUAUAAUUCUGCCAUUCCCCCAAGGAAUACUACAUAUGCAGUCUUUAUUCUUUAUUGCUUAUCAGAGUGAAUGGAUAUUCGUCUGUUUAUAAGACUGUAGCAUAAUAUUAAAAUGGGAAUAAAUGAAAUAUUCUGGUCAAUUAAAAUGGAAAAGUAGUAAAUUACAAUGAUUCCUUAUGUAUUAUCACUCGUGAACUUUACCCCUCUAAUUAAAAUGAUAAAAAGAACUCAUUGGAUUGUUGUUUACAUCAAUUGAAAAAUGUUAAAUACUUUGAGAAUAGUAAUGUACUAAAUACAUGUAUGCUAUUUUUCUCAAUAUUUCCUUCUAACUAUUCUUUGAAAAGAUAAAACUAUACGUAAAAUUUUAGUAUUAUAUUCUUUACAGAGUGUCUAUAUGAUGAAAGGCUUGUGGUACUUCUCAGAAUUGUUUAAUGUUAAGAAAUUCAUUUAACUUAAGUUCCAGUGUAUUGUUCUUAUUAUAAAACAUAGUUGUAAAGCAACUUACAUUCUUAUACUGUCUUAAAAUAAAUAUACCUGCUCUUGAAUCAAGAAA